AUGGGGGAGGAUGAGAUAGAAAUGGAGGGAGAAAAUGGACAGAGAGAAGGGGCAGGAGAGGAUGGUCAGAGAUUUGAGGAGGGAGAUAUAGGCAGAGGGGAGGUGGAGGAGAUGACAGAAGAAAGUGUGGUGGAGGAGAAGACCCUUCCUGCAGACAUGAACAGUAGGGGGCUGCUCCAGUCAGCUACACGGGGGUCAAUGGAGGAAGUGCAGGUGCUGCUUGGGGCUGGUGCUGAUGUGGGGCACAGAGGAUGGACCAUGUGGACCGCUCUACAUUAUGCAGCGAAGCAGAGACAUGCUGAUAUUGUGAGGUGUCUGAUCGGGAAUGGGGCAGAAGUGGAUGCCAGGACCGAUGUGAGGCAGACGCCUCUACAUUUGGCUGCAUGGAGAGGCCAUGCGGCAGUGGUGCGGCUGCUGGCAGCGUCCUCGGCCGACGUCGAUGCCAAGGAUCAGUGGGGUAGGACGCCUCUGCACUGGGCGGCACCCUACGGCAACGCAGAGGCGGCGAUGGCGCUGCUGGAAGCAGGGGCCGAUAGGGACGCCAAGGAGGACGCAGGGAACACCGCACUGGACUUAGCAAGAGUGAACAAGCGACAAUGGAUGGUAGAAAUCCUAUCUAGCAUUCCAACAAACGACUGUGAUGUGAACUAA
Messenger RNA from Schistocerca piceifrons (Central American locust), 651 nucleotides. RefSeq names its product GA-binding protein subunit beta-1-like. Gene Ontology annotation, molecular function: protein binding. The transcript has 2 exons. The coding region runs from base 1 to 651 and encodes 216 amino acids. Lineage: Eukaryota; Metazoa; Arthropoda; Insecta; Orthoptera; Acrididae. The record is from RefSeq and is a predicted model, not a curated record.